This is a messenger RNA of Chironomus riparius, 1500 nucleotides long. Lineage: Eukaryota; Metazoa; Arthropoda; Insecta; Diptera; Chironomidae. The record is from the annotation of a GenBank genome assembly.
GCUUCAUCAGAGAUAGUUCCAUUAAGCAAAACAAAGAGCUUCUUUCUAUUUGAAUGAUUUUUUCGGGGAGAAAGUUUUGAGUUGCUGUAAAGUUUGUAAAUUUUUUGCAGAAGUUCAAGAAAUUGCUUUCGAUAAAGAACUAGUUGUGGAUUAGCAAGUUUACCUCAAUCAUUUGGCUGACAAGAAAAUCACAAAGUCACGCUGACAUUUCAAAUUGGAUUCGAAUAUUAAUUAGUGCUUAAUUGAAUAUUAAUAGACAGUGUAAUUUAGACCCUUUUCUACAUAAGAAGUAGAUAUAAAGAGCUGUGUAAUUAUUUUGUCAUCUAAAGAACUAGCAAGUAAUAAAGAUGACGGAAAGUUCAGAAAGUUCAAAACCAAAAUCAGGAGAUUAUAAACGGGAAGCAUCAUGGCCAUCUGUUUUAUUCUUUAUUCAUUUAAACAUUCUAGGAUUGUAUGGAAUCGUCAUUUUAUUCACCAAUACUAAGCUCAUUACAAUUGCUUUCUCCACCAUUUUGACUUUAAUGGGAAUUUAUGGAUCAACUGUAGGAGCACAUAGACUUUGGGCACAUGGAACAUUCAAAGCAAGUACAACACUCAGAAUUUUACUUAUGCUGUGUCAGACUAUGGCAGGAAAUGGCUCAAUUUAUGACUUUGUUCGAGCUCAUCGUUUGCAUCAUAAAGCUUUUAAGACCGCUGAUGAUCCAUACUACAGUGAUAAAGAUUUUAUGUCAUCACAAGUUUUUGCUCAUAUUAGAAAGUUGAGUACACGUCAAGAAAAAAUGAUUGAGGAAGUGAAUAUGAAAGAUAUGGAGGACGAUGGUGUUGUUAUGUUCCAAAAGAGAUUCUAUUGGAUCCUUUACAUCAUUCUCUUUGUUCUUCUUCCAAUUAAUGCACCUCUUGAAUAUUGGGACGAUACAGCACAAGCAGCUAUUUUCGUUGCAUUCUCAUUACGCUACCUAAUUGUUAUUAAUGUCGCUUGGCUCAUCAACUCAGCACACUUCAUUUGGGCACUUGAUAAGAAUCAUAAGCAAUCUGAUUCCAAUAUGGUAUUCAUUGUUACUAAGAGUUAUUGGCCACAAUACCACUACUUACUUCCAUACGAUUACCAAAGUGGUGAGUUUGGAAAUUAUGGCGAAGGAUCAUCAACAAGUCUCAUUCGAAUUUUUGCUGCUAUGGGAUGGGCAACUGGUUUAAAGACUGUAACAUCAGAAGCUGUAAGAAAAGGCCUUGCCAAUGCUGUUGAUACAGGAAAAGACGUUGUUGAAUGUUUGAAUGAAGCUAGUGAAGCUGAAAUGUUGAAUCUUGCACCGGAUCAUUAUCUUAAACGUGAAAAUUUGCAGUAAUUCAAUUACAGGAUUUAAGGAAGGUUUUGAACAAAAAAAAAUGUUUUAAGGCAGAUGAAGAAGUGUUAAUUUUUUAAUCUGUUAUAAAAUUUCAAUCAAAUUCAAUUUUGUUAAGGAUGAAAAUAAAGUUUUUUGAUACAAUUUAUGAGAACAUUAA